Molecule: messenger RNA, 2148 nt
Organism: Leptidea sinapis
Lineage: Eukaryota; Metazoa; Arthropoda; Insecta; Lepidoptera; Pieridae
Gene: CkIIalpha
Product: casein kinase II subunit alpha
Exons: 7
Coding region: 249-1307 (352 amino acids)
Biological process (GO): protein phosphorylation
Cellular component (GO): nucleus; protein kinase CK2 complex; cytosol
Molecular function (GO): protein serine/threonine kinase activity; ATP binding
Source: RefSeq, a predicted model, not a curated record
CUGAGAAUGAGAUGGGCGUCCAUCUUGAAUUUCACUGAAUUUGUGCCGGUUAUGUGAUAAAAGUGCAACUUGUUUAGUGAACUUUAAGUAAAUUAUUACUUUUUAGAAUAUUUAUAUACGCUUCAACUAUUUAUUUUUGAAUAAAGUCUUAGGAUUACUGCAAUUAUGUGUUAGUAUCUUUACUCAAGACAUAUGCGAUUUCCGGUAAGAGUGUCGUCGAAAAAUCCCUAGGUUGGCAUACACACAAUAUGAUGGCAGUGCCUAGUAGAGCUCGGGUAUAUGCCGAUGUUAAUUCACAAAAACCUAGAGAGUACUGGGACUAUGAGAGCUAUGUGGUAGAUUGGGGUAAUCAAGAAGACUAUCAAUUAGUACGAAAGCUUGGGCGUGGAAAGUACAGUGAAGUAUUUGAGGCAAUAAAUACCACAAAUAAUGAAAAAUGUGUAGUCAAAAUAUUGAAGCCUGUAAAAAAGAAGAAAAUAAGGAGAGAAAUAAAAAUAUUAGAAAAUUUAAGAGGAGGCACAAAUAUUAUAACAUUACAAGCUGUAGUAAAAGAUCCCGUGUCACGUACACCGGCAUUAAUAUUUGAACAUGUUAACAAUACUGACUUUAAGCAAUUAUAUUCAACACUUUCAGAUUAUGAUAUAAGGUAUUAUUUAUAUGAACUUUUGAAGGCAUUAGAUUACUGCCACAGUAUGGGCAUUAUGCACAGAGAUGUCAAACCUCACAAUGUGAUGAUUGAUCAUGAUAACAGAAAGUUGCGACUUAUUGAUUGGGGCUUAGCCGAGUUUUAUCAUCCAGGUCAAGAAUACAAUGUCCGCGUAGCAUCAAGGUACUUUAAGGGGCCUGAACUUCUUGUUGAUUAUCAAAUGUAUGAUUAUUCAUUAGACAUGUGGUCAUUAGGAUGCAUGCUAGCAUCAAUGAUCUUCCGUAAAGAGCCUUUCUUCCAUGGUCAUGAUAAUUACGACCAACUUGUCAGGAUUGCUAAAGUGCUGGGCACUGAAGAUCUCUUUGAAUAUUUGGAUAAGUACCAUAUAGAAUUGGAUCCACGGUACAAUGAUAUACUUGGAAGGCAUUCUCGUAAAAGGUGGGAUCGCUUUGUACAUUCUGAAAAUCAGCACUUGGUGUCUCCUGAAGCGUUAGAUUUCCUUGAUCGUCUAUUGCGUUAUGACCACUAUGAGCGCUACACUGCUCGUGAAGCUAUGGAUCAUCCAUACUUCUAUCCAAUUGUGAAGGAGCAAGGUCGGAUGGCAUCUUCUAAUUCACCAACACCGAAUGCAUUGCAAGGAACUAUUAACGCAACUGAGUAAUUGUUUUCCAAAUAAUAAUGCUCUAUAUAACAGUUUGUAAUGCAAUAUUAAAUAUUCACUGUACAAGAUUCCGCAAGAAGAGAUGUAAAUGCACCUGAGAAGAAAUAAGGAGACUGCGAUCGUUAUAGAAAAACAAUACUAAAUGAUUCCAAGUCCAUAAUACGAGUAAUUUGGAAAGACAAUAUUAUGUUAGUGUUAAAUGUUAGUUAAUUCUUAUUAUUUGUUUUCAAAGUGUUUCAUCUCUAGUACAAAAUCAACAAUAUUAUGCAAGGCAUUUGAAUUCAUUAACUGAGCCACCAUUUUGAGUUUGAUAAAGUAAUUGUAAUAGAAAUUUUUAAAGUUUCUCUCUUUUUUUAUUAUUAAUUAUGAAUUAAAAGUGGAUUAUUGUCAAGUAAAUGUGGACGAGAUUGAUUGCACUUGGUCUUGCAUUUAUUAACCUAUGGAUUGUAAUUACUUGUAUAAUACCGAGACAUCCAUUCAACAUACCGGUUGGUUAUUACAUAAAUUUUGUUGAAACUUGAAUUAAAAUUUUGUAUUUAUUUAAUGAAACUGUAGAUAUGUGAUAUAAAUACAAAAUUUUAAUGUGUACAAUUAUCUUUCAUUGCGUCUUUCUUAAGGACUACCAGUAAUAUUAAUUAGGUAAUGUAAAAAUAACAUUGCUUAUUAGUAUAUUAUAUUUUGGAUAAGUUAUGUUAGUUGGUCCCUAUAAAUAUAAUAUAGUUAAAUUGAGUUGGUCUUCAGUAAAAGGUGAGCCUCAUUCAUUUAUAAUUUAUUUUAAGUGUGAUAACUUCAAGUUGUUGCAUCUAAAUUUUCUUAAUAAACAAACUAACUUUGCCUGGUA